AUGAAGUCGUCGUGGAUCAAGGCGAGAGCUGCUCUCUCGUUGCCUCUGAGCACGGGCCUUCACCGUUGGAGCAGCAGCUCCGCCUUGAUCAUGCCGCCUCACAGCACGGCCGUUCGAUUCUACUCGACAGCCUAUCGCCCAGUCCUCAGACCAGAUUCAUCGUCGUGCGCACUCUCGCUCGCAUCGUCGCACACCUCGUCGCACACCUCGUCGCACAGCUCUUCGUGCAGCUUAUCUUGCGAUGCGUCGACGAGAUCCUUUCUCGCCCACCGUCCAUCGCUCUGCACGCGACAGGCCGUCGCACGGCCCCGAUCGUCGCAUGCGGUCUCACGAGCAGGCCGCCUCGCAGCCACUCUCACCACCUCCUUCCUCCACCCCGCCAGCGCAAGCGUCGCGGUCCCCCCCCUCGCUUGCCGGCCGCCGAAACGGCAACUGAUCGUUGCCAGCGGCGCCGCGAGCGCGGGCCAACCAGCUGUACCUCAGCAGCCGCACCGAGCAUCAACGGAUACAUCUCUCGCGUCGGGCAACGGCAGCGUUUCGGAGUUUUCCACGUCGAUCCACGAGGAAGUGGAGGGAAGCAUUUGGCAGGGAGGGAAGAAGCUGCGGGCGGCGGUCGACUUGGAGGAGGAAGUGGUGGUGGCGGGUGAUGGUGCGGCGGUGGGCAGAGGGCAGCAGAGCUACGCGGAGCUGGAGCCGACCCCCAUGGUGCAGGAGGCGUGGGACCUCCUCAACGCCUCCGUCGUUCAUUAUUACAACCAACCUGUGGGCACGGUAGCAGCAGCGGACCCCACGUCAACAGCAGCGCUGAACUACGACCAGGUGUUCAUCCGCGACUUCAUCCCCUCCGCGCUCGCCUUCAUGCUGUCCGGCCACCACGAGAUCGUCCGCAACUUCCUGCUCUACACGCUGCAGCUGCAGAGUUGGGAGAAGACCGUAGACGCGCACAGGCCAGGCGAGGGGCUCAUGCCGGCCAGCUUCAAGGUCACGCAGACGCCCGUGGAGGGCAGCGCUGGGGGCGGAGCGGCGUACGAGGAGCACCUCGACCCUGACUUUGGCGAGUCUGCCAUUGGCCGCGUGGCUCCUGUUGACUCUGGCCUGUGGUGGAUUCAACUAUUGCAAGCAUAUGGGCGGUGCACAGGAGACGUGUCAUUGCAGCAGAGAGUAGACGUGCAGACGGGCAUCAAGCUCAUUCUCAAGGUCUGCCUCGCGGACCACUUCGACAUGUUCCCCACGCUCAUCACCACAGAUGGCUCCUGCAUGAUCGACAGGCGGCUCGGCAUCCAUGGCCAUCCUUUGGAGAUUCAGUCACUGCUAUACGGCGCCCUGAGAGCAGCGCGGGACAUGCUCAUCCCAGAGGGCGACAGCAUCGACCUCAUCCGCGCCGUCAACGGGCGGCUCACGGCCCUGGCCUUCCACAUCCGCCGCUACUACUGGCUCGACCUGCCCGCACUCAACACCAUCUACCGCUUCAGGAGAGAGAGGAGCAAGCCCGAAAGAACACUCUCGCAAUUCACCCACUUCCGCCCCUUCCCCUGCCCCCUCCCCUGCAGUCACUGCUAUACGGCGCCCUGA
Molecule: messenger RNA, 1572 nt
Organism: Closterium sp. Naga37s-1
Lineage: Eukaryota; Viridiplantae; Streptophyta; Zygnematophyceae; Desmidiales; Closteriaceae
Source: the annotation of a GenBank genome assembly